AUGGGAGUUAUCGGUCUCACACCUUUUUUGCAAAAAGCUUGUCCCGAUGUCAUCAGAGUCCUCCCAGACCGCCUUAAAAAUUUUGCAGGAAAGAAGAUAGUAUUAGAUGGUACGCUUAUUACGCAACGUCUUCACUUCGCACCUUUGCCGCAUGCAUAUAGGCAUGUACUCGGCUGGUACCGGAUUCUGCACGAGCUCAGAGAGGCCGGGGUAUCAGCUGUCUGUGUGUUCGAUGGAAGAAGCCGCAGUUUAGCGAAACAAAUGGAGGUUGAUCGUCGACGGGAGAUCAGAAAGGUUACAGCUGCCCGUGGUCUCUUAGAGACCAAUCGACUACAACGGCUUUGUGCACUGUCAAACUCAGUCAAGACGUGGAAGUUGCUUGAUACUCAAGCGAGAGAAUCCGCAACUCGAGAUCUCCGAGACCGCCUUCAAGAAUUGAAACCCGUUCCUCCCUCACCGGAUUACAUCGAUGGGAUCUCACAGCCUUCGACAGAAGAGGCCACACAAACAGGCCAUCAGCAAGGUCGUAAUUGGAAGCCCGAGGCGUACAGCGAAACGCAUGGCGAACUCAGCGGAGACGGGCUAGCCCUACCGCGGAAGCGCACUGAGGCGCCCGACACGACGAGUCCUCCGUCCGGAGAGAAGCCUGCGAGUGCUCCUGAGCUGGACCUUGUGGAAGCAAUCAGGUCGUCUCUGGCCAACCUAUACGUUGAAUACAAGGCCAGUGUGGAGCGUCUCGACUCGUUACCAGAACCUAUCCCUACUCCCUCCCAGCCAUCCGACGACGACCCCUCGAAUGCAGAAGUGAAGACAGAAUACAUGAUGUCCAAGACUCAGCAUCAGCUAGCCCUAGAAGAAGGCGCUUUCUGGUCAAAAUUUGCAGAAUUGGAACUUGCCGCUGAAGAUGUCGAAGAUGCAGCAACAGUCCUUACUCAGAAGAGUACAGUCCUAUUCGACUCGUACUCCCGGCGGACACAACCGCCGACUACGCAAACUUACGACGAGAGUAAAGAGAUUAUCCGCGCAAUGGGAGUACCUUGUAUUGAGCCCGACGGACCGUUCGAGGCUGAAGCGUUGGCUGCUUCAAUGGUUCUCCAUGGUCAGGCGGACUACGUCGCCAGCGAAGAUACGGAUGUGAUUGUUUACGGAGCGCCGUUGAUGCGCAACAUAGCAAAGCGUUCGGAUCCUCUCGUAAUCCUAAAUGGAACUGACGUACGGGCCGCCUUAGAGCUCGACCAUGAGCGUUUUGUUGACUUUGCCCUCCUACUUGGAACCGACUUUUCUCAGCGCAUCAAGAAUGUUGGGCCCACUCGUGCGCUCAAGUUCAUUCGGGAAUACGGUUCUAUUGAACAAAUGCUCGAACAGGAAACCCGGUACCCUCCGCGCGUACCGCUUUCGCUUUACCUGCAGCAAGUAGAAGUUGCGCGAGUGGUAUUCCAUACUCUUCCGCCCGUCCCGGAUGAGUCCGCAUUGCAGGAAAAAGAGCCCGAUGACACAGCGAUUCAAGAGAUUCUCCAGGAGUACGGUCUUUGGAAAGAGCUCUCCCACGACUUCGAAGGGGACUUCACGCAUGCCCUGGCCGGGAACCAUUUCGACGAUAACCCUGCUGUUGCGUGA
Messenger RNA from Phanerochaete carnosa HHB-10118-sp, 1617 nucleotides. RefSeq lists its product as uncharacterized. The transcript is spliced from 6 exons. The record is from RefSeq and is a predicted model, not a curated record. Lineage: Eukaryota; Fungi; Basidiomycota; Agaricomycetes; Polyporales; Phanerochaetaceae. Gene Ontology annotation, molecular function: DNA binding; 5'-flap endonuclease activity. Bases 1 to 1617 code for a protein of 538 amino acids.